UACAAAUGCAAAAAAUUAAUAUAAAUGAGAAUCCGAGGUCAACUGUUGCUACGGUCUGUGAAAUUAGUUUUGUUGUAAAAUAAUGUCCUGAAUUGUUUUGGCCCAGUCAUAAGCCGGCGGUCACAUAGAGUAGGGACCAAAGCCAAUCUCCGUGUGACCACGCCUUAGAAGGUUUUCUGGUUUUUGAGACGCCGGCCGGACUGCAGAUUACAUGUAGUUGCCUGGGCGCGAGAAGAAUGACAGUGGGCUAUUUUUAGGAUCUAUGACGAGAAAAACAAGUGGAGGAAAAGGGUGUGCAUUGGAGAGAAGUGCGGGACUCGUGUAAUUGGAACAUUGAAAGAUGAGGUGAAGGAUUUAAGGAGGAGGAGGAGGAGAAGGAGGAGGGGGGGAUUUGCCUGUGCCAUGUCUGGGGAUUGGCAGGACAGUGGAUGGGUUUGUGGUGGAGGAGGACCAGUCAAUUUGUGCAGGGUUGCUUCCUUUGUUGGUGAUCGGGAUCGGAGGGGGAAGGGCAAGGGGAAGAGCAGGGGAGGAUCCUAUUCGCCUUCCAAGGGAAGUAAGAUACUUAAGCCAGAGAGAUGGCGAGCAGCAUUUGACAGUGAAGGCAAGCCUGUGGGGUUCACAAAGGCACUCAAGACAAUUGUUUUGGGGGGUGUGGAUCCAUCUGUAAGAGCUGAAGUUUGGGAAUUUUUGCUUGGCUGCUAUGCACUUAGCAGUACUGCAGAGUAUCGGCAGCACUUAAGGAUGGCUAGAAGGGAGAGAUAUAGAGAGUUGAUUGAGCAAUGCCAAAUGAUGCAUUCUAGCAUUGGUACUGGUUCUCUUGCUUACACUAUUGGGUCUAAAGUAAUGGAUGUUAGGAUUAUGUCUAAAGAUAGUGCAAAGAAACAAGCAAAACUCGGUGUAAAGCGUAUUACUGAGGAGGCAAAGUCUAAGCUGGAGUCAUCUCAUGGCUUGCAGCCCAAUGAAAGAUUUGAAGUGUCAUAUGCUAAUGAGAAUGAUAGGCCAAGUUCUCCUGAUUCACAUGAUUUUGGAAGUGCCAGGGAAAACACUGAUGAUGCAGCUCUGAAUUCUUUCUACAGUAUAUCAAGUACAGGUCUAGACAGUGGUGUUGUUUCUGAGUCUGAAAGGGAAGACAAUGGACGAAUUUAUUUGAGGCAAGACAGUUCAGAUUUUCCCCCAUUACCUGUUACAAACCUGUUUGAAAGAAGUGAGAAUGCUGGAGAAGGGUCUUCAGGAAAUGAAGCAAUAUCACCCAGAGAACAAGCAACAGGAAAUAGCUAUGACAGUUCACAAAUAAAUGGUGAGAAAGGAGAUUUUCUUUUGGAAGAUGCUAUACAUAAAUUUGAAAAUGGCGAUAAAAUUGCCGCAGAAAAUGUAGAAUUAGCACAAGAGAAUCACAUUAGCUCUUCUGAAGAAAGAAGAGAUUACAAAGACAAGUUCACCUUAGCUAAAGCUAUGGUUCAAGAACAAGAGUCGGGAAUCAAUGAAUCAAAAGAACAAUCAGAAAGUGCCGAUAGGAUGAAAAUGUCAGAUGCUUCAGAACCCACUGACACACCUCUUAUAAAUCCUGUAGUAGCACUUGGUGUGGAUGUAAAUGAAGACAGGGUAGCAGAUUGGCUCUGGACGCUUCAUAGGAUUGUUGUCGAUGUUGUAAGAACAGACAGGCACCUUGAGUUCUAUGGGGAUACAAAAAACAUGGCUAGGAUGUCAGAUAUCCUUGCUGUAUAUGCCUGGGUAGAUCCGAGAACUGGCUAUUGCCAAGGUAUGAGUGAUUUGUUAUCACCCUUCAUUAUUCUUUUUGAAGAUGAUGCUGAUGCAUUCUGGUGCUUCGAGAGUCUCCUUCGAAGAAUGCGGCCAAAUUUCCAAAUGGAAGGUCCUGUGGGUGUGAUGAAACAGUUGGAAAAUCUGGGAAGAAUAUUACAGUGUACUGACCUCCAAUUAUUCAAGCACCUGGCUCUGGUUGGUGCAGAUAGUCUUCUAUUUGCAUUCCGCAUGUUACUUGUACUGUUUCGGCGGGAAUUAUCAUUCAAUGAUGCACUUUGUAUGUGGGAGAUGAUGUGGGCGGCAGAUUUUGAUGAAGCUAUGGCAUGGGCAUUGGAAAAUAAUUGCCUCGAGGCACUAGUCCUGAGGCUUCCAAAGACUUUAUCUAGAGGUUCACAUGUUGAAUGUGAUGAAGGCACUCCUCGUUCAAAGAGUAAUAAGCUUGAACAAAAUCAUGUGGAAAUUCAUGUCUCUGGACAUGAUGAUGCCAGAUCUCUUUCUAGAAGCCCCUUUUGUGGUUUGGGAGCAGGCAACUUUUGGCCCAAACAGGAUCGGCAGCAGAUAUUGUCUAUGAGUUCACUUCUCAAGAAGGAUCCAGAUGAUGAACUAUCUGUCUUCUGCGUAGCAGCUAUUCUUGUCUUGAAUCGUUCAAAGUUCAUUAAGGAGAUCAAUUCAAUGGAUGAUGCAAUUAAAAUGUUCAAUGACAUGCAGUUUGAAAUCAAGGUGAAAAGUUGCAUACAUAUGGCCAUUAAACUGCGGAAGAAAUAUGCCCGCAAGCUGGCCAGCCAAGCAAGAAGAGGCAAAUUAUCACCUAAACAGUCCUCAUGAAGGAUAAAGAAAGAUAUAGAGUAAGCCAUUUAUUUUGUUUGUCCACUGGAUUAAGCUCAAUCAAUGGGCAUGAUGGCUUCUUCAGAUAUUGAAUUCUUGCGUUGGAUGUUUAUGUACACCAACCAUUAUAAGGUUCUUGUGAUGUUAUUAUAUUGUUAGAACUGUCAAGCUCGACCAAACAUCUGAACUAUAAAUGAUACAAGCGAUUUGUAAAUAGUUCACUAAACAUUUGGGAGGCUUAAUUGAAAGUGGGGGUGGAACAGCUAAUCAUUGUGGGUUGUGUAGCUUAAUACUUGUUCAAGAGACCUUGGAUUACCGGUACACAGGAGUUUUUAAGAAAUCAUUUCCAGGAUGUAUGUGGACACACUGUGAUGAUUUAGGCCCAGCUUCCAGAAAUUCCGUUACUCAUUGGCAGUAAGAUCUGUUUUUCUUUUUCUGUAUCAUAACCCUUUCGGCUUCAUGAAUCUCUAUUGUAUACUUCAGGUUGCUGUUGGCUUCUAAUCAAUAUUCAGGUUUAUAUUCUGGCAUCCACAAAAUGGAUAUAAACUUUGUGCAUUGUAAUUUUUUGGGAAGUUGGACUAGGAAUCCAGAAACAAGGCAUUAAGAUAUGCUGUUCAUCCCAUCCAGCUUCCAAAGUGAUUCGGGAAAUUUGUAAAUUUAGUUGAGUUAUAUAUUUGCUGACAUUCUCAAAAUGGUCCAAGGGACUUCCAAGUGUUGUUCUGAUUUCAUUGUCUGAUAAUUUCAAUCAUGUAACCCGGAACUUAAAAUCUAUGCAACUCUCAUGCCUAUGUGGAUCAACCUACAGGAGAGGAUCACUUGCCCUCAAUUUAACGUGCCGGCUAUUCAUUAAA
Messenger RNA from Cryptomeria japonica (Japanese cedar), 3437 nucleotides. RefSeq lists its product as uncharacterized. The record is from RefSeq and is a predicted model, not a curated record. Lineage: Eukaryota; Viridiplantae; Streptophyta; Pinopsida; Cupressales; Cupressaceae. Gene Ontology annotation, biological process: activation of GTPase activity. The transcript has 12 exons. Bases 403 to 2586 code for a protein of 727 amino acids. Gene Ontology annotation, molecular function: GTPase activator activity.